CUUUUAAUGAAACGCAAAACAACCGUACAACUGUUAGCAAUUAUUGUAUCUUUCUUUUUCUUUUACGAUGAUUUAAGAAAUGUCUGCACAAGUGACGACGGUUGGGGUUUUUUGGUUGUGUAAUUUGAAUGUAUUGGAUUACGGCGAAAUGUGUAAAAAGAGUGUGACUAGUGUCCACUUCUCGAAGAAGUUGACACUGGCUCGAUGGACUGCCGACUGCGACAAUCAAAGGCACGGUUGAUCAGCUGUACAAAGGUGUAAAACCUCUUGUAUCUUGAUCAUUUUGGUGAGAAAUGUCAACCUUAGAAGAAAUCAUGAACAUGGACCAAAGCAUGCCCUAUGACAAGUCUGCAAGGGGCAGAGUUGUGUUUGCAAGCAGUCCAGAGACAUAUACUAAUGCCAAUGGUGAGACAAAGCAGUCAAAGUCUGUUGCUAUAGCAGAUGACAAAAAAACUGUGAAAGUUGUGUCGUAUGACCCAACCCAAUUCAACAAACUUAUUGAAGGUAAAACAAUAAUGUUGAGAAAUUUCAUCCGAAGGGAUGGGUAUAUCAUUCUAACCCGAACAUCUAGACUGUUCCCAACACAAGAAAUUGAAGUCCCUAACAGCAGAGUACAAGAGGGUAAGGCUCUUGUCAAUCCACCAGCGGCUCCUAUGGUUUCAUUGAGAGAAGCACUAAGGUCACCUCCAAAAACCAAAACAACUGUUUGCGGGAAAGUCAUUCAGGAUGAAGAAGAGCGCGACAUCCUGGUAGGAAAGUCGAAAAGUCCGACAAAGAUGAGAACAAUUUACAUACAGGAUGAAACGGUGGACAGAGUAAAAGUGGCUUUGUGGAGAAACACUAACAAAAACGUCAGAACUGGGGAUUUCGUCAAAAUCACUUAUUUGACAAUACACACUUACCAAACAAAGUACACAACUGAAACCAGCUUCAAUUCUACCUACACAACUUCAGUUACUAAAGUCGAACCACCAACUGUACAUGUGACACUUACAGUUAUUAGUGCCUGUGCACAAGAUGACGUUACAGAACUUCUCCUCAGUGAUGACUCUGUGAGGGCAAUUCCUUCACAAUUAUUAAUGGCUGCCCUUCCACAAGAACUUGAAGAAGUAUUGGAUCCAGAAUCUUUCUUUGCAGAGCGAAAAACAAACUUAAGGCUGCAAUUAAAAGGAUCGGAAGUACUUUCAGUGAAACUUCAGUAAACUGUUAUACAUAUACAUGACAUUAUUCAGCAUUCCUAGUUUACCAUGUUUUCCCUAGUGUUUUUUUUUAUAAAUCUUCUACUUUUUCAUACAUUUUACAACAAGCUCCUACUUCUCCUAGUUAUGCCCCCCUUCAAAGAAGGGGGAUAUUGCUUUGCACAUGUUGGUGUGUUGGUCUGUCCGUCCGUCCACCACACUCAAGAACGCUUAGGCCUAGGAUCAUGAAACUUCAUACGUACAUUGAUCAUGACUGGCAGAUGACCAACUAUUGAUUUUGAGGUCAAUGGUCACAGGUGAAGGUCAUAGUGACUGGAAAUAGGAAAAUGGUUUUUAAAUGAUAACUCCAGAAUGCUUACGCCUAGGAUCAUGAAACUUAAUAGGGACAUUGGUCAUGACCAGCAGAUGACCCCAACUGAUUUUCAGGUCAAUAGGUCAAAGGUCAAGGUCACAGUGACCUGAAACAGUAAAAUGGUUGAAUGGAAAUAGCAAAAUGGUUUCCAAAUGAUAACUCAAGAAAGCUUUGCCUUAUGCCUGGGAUCAUGAAACUUCAUAGGGGCAUUGAUCAUAACUGGCAGAUGACUCUUAUUGAUUUUCAGGUCACUAAAUCAAAGGUCACAGUGAAACGAGACAGUAAAGUGGUUUACUGGAAAUAGGAAAAUGGUUUCCAGAUGAUAACUCAAGAAGGCUUACGCCUGGUAUCAUGAAACCAUCACCACCUCCACCACCACCUCAGUGACAAAAAACGUAUUCACACAAUAGCUGCCAUUACAACUGACAGCCCAUAUGGGGGGCUUGCAUUUUUUAUAAACAGCCCUUGUUCUUUUUCAAGUAACAAGUCUUAAAAACUUUUAAUGGGCAAAAAAAUAAUUUGAUUUUGUUAAUUUGAUGUCACCUGGAUAUGUAUACAUGUAUUCAUAGGGUUUUAAAUAUAGUUGUGUUUGCUGUAGGUAUAAUUUCUUGAUUUUGACAUUUGCAAAGAUUGCCAAUACACAACAUGAAGAAGUGAUUAGGCAAAAUUAUUUUUACAAUACUUGAGGCUGGACCCUACACAUUCAGUUUAAUUGGGUCUAGCCACUCAUUAGUUAUCAAUAAGAAAGCAGGGAAAUUUAAUAUUUGAGUUUCAUCUACAGAUCAUGUGAUGUAGCAUUUAUAGGUACAGGAAAAGACUCGACCUUGUAUAAAUGCAAAGGAUCUUUCAGUUAUAAAAUUAGAAGUUAUAAAAUUAAAAACAAGCUUGAUCUUGUAAACAGAAAAUCAUUCAUUGAGUACACGACUUUCCAUUGAUUAAAUCUGGAACUCCUAACUUAAAUUCUUCUAAUUCAUCAUGUAUGCUACUGGUUUCUCUUAUAUGAUCCAUAAGAAUACUUGUAACAUAAUCAAUGACUUGGUGCAUAUUUGAGGAUGUUGAUUGCAAUCCGCAGUCAAUAAAUUUGUUUGGUAGCAUGUUAUAUUUAAUACCUGACAUACAGUUGUCCAUUCUUAUAAAUGGUUAGUUUAUUCAUGUGAUCAGCAAGAAAAUUGACAUGAUCCAUUGUUGUAGUGCCGAAAAGUCCUUUUGAAAGUUUAUGAAAAGCAAAAGUGCACUUUUACUUCUAGAUUAGAUUAUGGUUGAUUAAAGAAUAAGGCUCAAUACUCAAAUUGUACACUUGUAUUUUGCUCCUCUUCAUUUCUGAGGCUGUUUAUUCGAUUCAUCAUGUGAGAUAACAUGUGACACGAUUGAUUGUUCACUUAACAAGCUGGAAGUGCAGACACAUCAAAUUAUUUUGUGUUCCCUUCAAUUAAAGCAUGAUGUCUAUUUAUUAAAAGGGUGUUAUUUUCAACUGCUAAUAUGUAAAGGUGAUUUUCCUGUAAAAGACUAUUUUUCGUCUUAACCAUUUGAAAAUUUAAGAGCGUUUGCCUUUGUUAUUUAGCCCUUUUACAUUUACAAUACAUAUGUUAAUAUUCAUUCAAAAGACAGAGAAUUACAUGAUACUAUUCUUGUUCCAAACAUUUAAAAAUCAUUUUGUAGAACUAGAUUAUUAGUUAAUACUUCAUUAUGCAAAGUUAUAUUAAGCUUUGAUGUUUAAAACCAUCAACUUCCAUGUUCUACAAGUUGUUAAUGCAUUGUGUUCAUUAAAUUCAUCUCAGCACUAAAUACUUGUUCAUUUUUAUGCCCCCCUUCGAAGAAGAGGGGGUAUAUUGCUUUACUCAUGUCGGUCGGUAUGUCGGUCUGUUGGUCUGUCGGUCCAUCCACCAGGUGGUUGUCAGAUGAUAACUCAAGAACGCUUGAUAGGUUCAUUGAUCAUGAC
Molecule: messenger RNA, 3490 nt
Organism: Dreissena polymorpha
Lineage: Eukaryota; Metazoa; Mollusca; Bivalvia; Myida; Dreissenidae
Exons: 4
Coding region: 294-1202 (302 amino acids)
Source: RefSeq, a predicted model, not a curated record